Formica exsecta is the source of this 7586-nucleotide messenger RNA. Its product is annotated as insulin receptor-like. The record is from RefSeq and is a predicted model, not a curated record. Bases 1337 to 5641 code for a protein of 1434 amino acids. The transcript has 9 exons. Gene Ontology annotation, molecular function: insulin receptor activity; ATP binding; insulin receptor substrate binding. Gene Ontology annotation, cellular component: axon; insulin receptor complex. Lineage: Eukaryota; Metazoa; Arthropoda; Insecta; Hymenoptera; Formicidae. Gene Ontology annotation, biological process: positive regulation of phosphatidylinositol 3-kinase/protein kinase B signal transduction; multicellular organism development; protein phosphorylation.
CCUUGCCCGCCAAAUUGAAAAUCCAUCGAAUCGACAAUCGUUAAGAAACCCGUCUUGUACGUACACCCAUAAUUCUCACUGGAAGCGAUUCUCGAUGCCGACCACGUGGCGGCGCCCGCAUCGUGGUGGAGUGACGUUUCUCAUACAACUGUCACGUUCGUGGUCGCGUUUGGCUGUCGAUGUGUGUACAAUCGCGGCUUCGUUCGAGCAGUAGCAGCCGACUCGUGGGUCGGUAUAUACGUGGUGUGUCGUCUGCUCUCGGUAAAAGCGAACCGCGCGCGCGUUGUAUUCGAGGGUAAAGAGAAAGAGGGAGAGAAAGAGAGUUUAUUACAUUCGCGUACAGCAAACUCGCGCGAGAGAGUUGGAGCCUUCGUGUGUGUUCGUGUGCAUAUGUGUUGGUGCGCGUACGUACAUGUGCGUGUGCGCGUGUGUGGGAUGUGGUGCACGGAUACAUAUUCCCGGAAGAAACGGAGAGACGAGUGAGAGAUACGCCGACCGCAAGGCUUCCGUUGUCGCCUCCGCGAACUGCAACGCGACGUGCGAGCACGUGAAUUGUGCCCCAAGCUGCGACGGGCACGUACGAGUGAUCUAUCGGGGCUAUCGGCAUGGCAAGUAAUGUGGGACAAGGCAGUGACAGUGCUCUAGUGUUGAUUAUAUUAUCGAUACGCCAUCGACAUCGGCCAGUCCCACUUUUAGCCAGAGGAAAGACAUCGUAUCUACGACCCACACAUAAUCUCGGCGCGACAGCGCAAUUAUGAAGGCUAAAAAGUACUUCAUCUUCAACAAGAAGGUACUCUGAAGGCAUUUUCGACGCCAAUCGGGGCCCCGAAACAUUUUGCGCGUGCAUUUCUACGCGAUCGAGAGGACUCGCGCGGAUUCCUGAGGAUUUCUGAUUUUCCGAACGGAAGAAAGGCAUAACGUUCGAAAUCCGGUCACCCGGAGAGAGCGAGCGUGUCCGCACGGGGAGAGAGAAUCGAAGAGGGUUACGCGAGCCUGGGACAAACGCUGGGACGAUCGAUCGAUUACACGAGGGAGGAGGACCAGGAGCGCGGAAUAACUCCGAGUGUUUUUUCUCGCGGCUGCGAGCUCUCGGCCGUUCAAUCGUUUAAUCCUUCUUCCGAGAAGUCCGGGAAAAGUAUAAUAAUCUAACGAUCUAGAUUCUGGGGGUGGGGAAGAAAGUAAGCGGACGAGAGGGGGACAAGCUCGCUCAGAGUCAAUCGUUGAUCAAUCAUAAGAGGAGGGAAGUGAUAGUCGGGGAGACGACACACGUGGGGAUAAGACUCGGGAACGUUUAACAGUUGGAUCCGAACGCGCGGUGUUUCAAUGAGACAGGGAGAUGAGGACGAGGAAGUCGUUGCUGCCGAUAGUUCUGCUGUGCGUCACGGUGGUGGGCCUGGCGAUCUGCCAGGAGAAGAGGUGGCCCAAAACGACCACGAAGCACCGGGAUAAAAGCGCCAAGGGCAAGUACGAUCCCGAUUACGCGGACAGGACGAGGGAGGAUUCUGAGGAGCUUUAUUACGAUCGAAGUUCGGCCACGGACUACGGUCCCGACGCUCUACACAAGCUUAAGACAAAGCUGGCCUAUAGAAACGCCUAUAGAAACAACAGAGCAAUCGACAACUCCAGAUCUACGGAUGUCGGGUUCAAGAACAAUCAGCAGUCUAGUCAGUCGUCGAAUCUGCCCAACUCGCACAUGAAAUCGAGCGAGGAGGUGGGACGCGAGAAGGGACGACGAUACAAGAACGUGACUAUCGCGGACGGCAUUUGUCAGAGCAUAGAUAUCAGGAAUAGCGUUGGCUUCUUCGCGAUAUUGAGGAACUGCCGCGUGAUCGAGGGUUUCCUUCAGAUCGUGCUGAUCGAGAACAAUACCGAGGCCGAUUUCGAGAACGUUAGUUUCCCGGAACUGCGUGAGAUCACCGGCUACUUUCUUCUGUAUCGCGUGGACGGUCUGAAGAGCCUCAGCAAACUUUUCCCCAAUCUCGAGGUCAUCCGGGGUGACAUACUCCUUACGGACUACGCCUUCAUGAUUUAUGAGAUGAAGAACUUGCAAGAGAUCGGUCUCACCAGUCUGACGAAGAUCUCUCGGGGCGGUGUACGCAUUGAGAAGAAUCCCUCUCUCUGCUUCACGAAUACUGUGAAUUGGAGUUUCAUUGUGCCGGCUGGCGAGAAUUUCAUUAAAGAGAACGUAAAUGCACAGAAUUGCCCGCACAUGAAAGGAUGCUCUCAGUGUCCUGGCGGUUAUUGCUGGACCGCCCAACAUUGCCAAUUGCUAGAGAGGUCAACAUGUCACGAACAAUGCCUCGGAAAAUGUUACGGUCCGAGCGACAGUGAAUGCUACGUGUGCAAACAUUUCCGGCAUGACGGAAGAUGCAUCGAAAGCUGUCCGCCUAACUUAUACGCGUAUCUGUCGAGACGCUGCAUCAGCAAGGACGAAUGCCAGAAAAUGAACCAGUUCAGAAGAUUUUCUAAAACAGAUGAAACAUGGCGGCCUUUCAACAAUUCUUGCGUCACUCAAUGUCCUGACGGUUACGAGGAUGAUGUCGACGAGAAGAAUGCAACAACCUGUCGGAUUUGUACAGGCCAGUGCCGUAAGAUCGGAAGCGGCGCUAUUAUACGUCACAUUUCGGACGCUCAGAGUUUUCGCGGUAUAACAGUGGUUAAGGGCGCCCUAGAGUUUCAAAUCAGAAACGGGAAUCCGAAUAUAAUGAACGAAUUGGCGGACGCGUUUGGUUUAAUCGAAGAGAUAACCGAGUAUGUGAAGAUAACGCAUUCCUUCCCAAUCACAUCGUUGGACUUCUUCAAGAAGCUCAAGGUGAUCAAGGGUGAAAUUCUGGACAUUAAUAACGCGAGCUUCGUAGUGCUGGACAACCCGAAUCUCUCUUCGCUCUUUCCAUCGUCUCAAAAUAUAACAAUAGAAAGAGGCAGACUAUUCUUCCAUUAUAAUCCCAAGCUCUGUCUCUCCAAGAUAGAGCAAUUCGGUAAAACGGUAAACAUCACCAAUUUCACAGAUCUUGAAGUACAACCGGAAUCGAAUGGUGACAAGGUGGCCUGUAACAUCGUUAAUAUAAAUAUUACGAUAAUGGAGCGGGCUGCCGAUUACGUGAAUCUAACUUGGGACAGCUACAAGCCAUCAGAAGGCCAACAGUUGCUCAAUUAUCUACUAAAUUACAUAGAAACCGAGAAUGAGAAUGUAAUGUACGAGGCGAAUGCUUGUGGUAAUAACACAUGGCAGACCGUAGAUGUUGGUACAUCUAGGAACUCGACCGUUUCGAAGAAUAUUACGAAUUUGAAACCAUACACCAAGUACGCCGCGUACGUGAAAACAUUCACGGCGAGGAACAAGAAUUCCUUUAUAAGUCCGGUGGGUCAGUCAGAGAUUAUCUUCUUCCGGACGAAGAGCGCGAUACCCUCAGUGCCAACGAAUGUGAGCACGACCGUAAUAAGUGACAGCGAGAUUCUGUUUAAGUGGGCCCCGCCAGUGUAUCCAAACGGUCCCAUAGGUUACUAUAUGAUCUCCGGUACGUUUCAACCAGACGACGAGAAGGAAUUGAUCGAUUCUCGAGAUUAUUGCAUCGACACCUUGGUCAGCGAAACCGAGAAGGAAGAGAUACACGAGGUGACGAUUAAGACUCCGCUCAUCUCGAAUCCUAAUUCCUUCUGCUCUAAAGACGCGAGCGCGAAACUCGCGAUUUCUAAGCAGUUCGAGAUAUUCUGCCACAAGAAUAUGACCAUCAGUUACUUGUCACCCGGCUGGAAGGACUAUUGCGUUUUCAAUACGUACAACUCGCCGGAUAGUAGAUUUUACGAUUUGGCAAAUAACUUGUCCUCUGCGCAGGAGAAGCAGAAAAUGGCAAUGAACGUUUCUUCAACCAUUACGGGUAGUAAUAUCGCGAUCAGUCAUAUAGAUAAUGAAGUGUUCGUAUACAAUGUCACUGCUGGAAAUAAUUCGUAUCACUUGAAGAAUUUACGUCACUAUUCUUUAUACACCAUCACGAUCGCUGCGUGUGGCGUGAAGGUGGAUGACGAUACGCCGAUGUGUUCGUCUAUUCAGUACGCGAACGCGCGGACUAAAAUGCGACCGAACGCGGAUGACAUUCAGAAUGUAAAGGUCCACGUUUCGAACGACACAAUAGUCGAGGUCAUUUGGGAAUCGGUCAAGAACCCGAACGCAUUCACAGUCUCUUAUACUAUCGAGUAUACGAAUUUAGACGUGAAGGACGCGAAGAAAAGCACCGAGUGCAUUCGUAGAAAAGCACCGUACACCGGUCAUAAGGAGAGAUAUAACAAUCAUUAUAUCAAGAACCUCAGUCCGGGUAGGUACAGUCUAAGAAUACGCUCCACCUCGCUGGCAGGUGAUGGCACCUUCACCAAGGUGAUUUACUUCUCCAUCGGUCUAUCGGACCACAGUCAGAUAAUACUGGCGACACUGCUAACUAUAGUUGUGCUACUCGUCAGCAUGAUCGUGGUAACGCUCCUUAUCAAGAGUCAUCAAAAGAAGCGGACACAGGAGCGAUUGAUAGCCAGUGCGAAUCCGCCAAAUUACAUUACGGAGACCAAGUACGUCAUCGACAGCUGGGAAGUGCCCAGGGAAAACGUUGAGAUCCUGGAAGAGCUUGGUUUGGGUAACUUCGGCAUGGUAUAUCGGGGUUAUUUGGAUGGCACCGUGCAAGUGGCCAUCAAGACGAUCUCCGAGAACGCCAGCCAGCGGGAGAAGAAUGAGUUUUUGAACGAGGCCUCGGUCAUGAAGAACUUCUCGACGUGGCACAUCAUCAAACUGCUAGGCGUGGUCUCCAUGGGCAAUCCGCCGUUCGUCAUAAUGGAGCUUAUGGAGAACGGCGAUUUGAAAACGUAUCUACGUAGGAUACGUGACACCCAACUGGUACCCGAUGCGUCCAGGAUAAUAAGAAUGGCGGCGGAGAUUGCCGAUGGUAUGGCCUAUCUCGAAUCGAAGAAAUUUGUCCAUCGCGAUCUGGCCGCGCGCAACUGCAUGGUGUCGAAGGAUCUCGUUUGCAAGAUCGGCGAUUUCGGCAUGGCAAGGGACAUUUACGAAACCGAUUACUACAAAAUCGGCAAGAAGGGCUUGCUGCCGAUACGCUGGAUGGCGCCGGAGAAUCUUUCCGACGGUGUGUUUACGUCUGACUCGGACGUGUGGUCUUUUGGCGUCGUUUUGUACGAGAUACUUACCCUCGCCGAGAUACCAUAUCAGGGCUUCUCGAACGAGGAGGUGUUGCAUCAUGUGUUGCGCAAGGGCAUGUUGCACAUACCACGUAACUGUCCAGAGACCGUACAGAAGAUCAUGGAGAAAUGCUUCAAAUGGCGACCAAGCGAACGCCCUACUUUCAUGGAGAUCGUUGCCGAGUUGGAACCGUUUUUGAAUCAGGAUUUCUGUGAGAAGUCCUUCUACCAUGCGGACGAGGGGAUCGAGAUACGCAGUCUCGGCAUAAAAAAAGUCUACCAUAACGCCGCGCCGAUUCGAUUUCACUGGGGUCACGAGACCGCCAGGUGGGUGAAGGACUUCGAGGACAAUGUGACGCUGCUCGAUCAGAUGAAGGCGGGCACCAGUCGCGGGCGGAUCUUCAAGAAUGGUUUCCAGCACUUUGGUAAUGUAACUAACUUCGAGGACGUUCCGCUUGAUCGAUGAGAUUAGUCGAGUUAUAUAUAAAUUAUAAGCGAAAAAAAUCUUAGCGCGAGAGAAAGAUAACGCUGCUUGAAGCCCUCUUUGAUCACAAGAUUUGCGGAAAAACCUGUAGAUAUUAAUGUACAAACAAAUACUCAGGGCAAUGCGCGAGUGGUCCUGACGAGAUUGUUGGACGAGAAAAGAUGUUACCAAGUCACUCGUUCGUUAGCGCGGCAACAAGAGCUUCGUGUCCUUCUCUCGUUGCGGACCAAACGUAAUUAGAUCUUGACGGUGGAUAGCAAUGCAAGGAGAAGACCUCGGGAAAGAUGGUGUUGUGUUCGUAAUAUAAAUUAAGCCAUCAAAUAAUUAGAUAGAGAUAUAUAGGCGCGUAAUGUUUCUACCUUGAUUAGCCUAUCGGAAACCGCAGCUUCGCAGAUCCGUGUUUUCUUUCUCUUAAACACGUCCGGAAGCUCCGAGUCCUUUUGCUAUGUAUCGACUGUUCAUUCCUUUCAGAGUUACUUUUUUCUAUGUCCUUUGCAUAUAAGUCCUGAAGCAACUAUUCCUGAACGUCGUGCUGUAAAUAAUAAUCGAAUUUACACAAAAGAUUCUUUUGCCAGCAUUUCUCUAUAUCUUUAAGAGAAUUCUUUCACAUUCUUCAUGCUAGAUAAUGUGAUCAAGAAUAAUCAAGCAUUAGGAUUUUUAUUCCAUUUUCAAUUGAUUGAUUGAAUAUAUUAAUAACGUGAGGAAAAAUGUUGACCAGAGUCUAGAUAUGUUUUCUUUUCUUUGCAAUAUCAGGUAUAAAUAUGAAAUAUAUAUUCAAUCGCAUAUUCAAUCAUCGUAACGAGAAAUUUUGAAUUAAAAAGCACGAGAUGAAUACGAUGUGCAUGUUAAUUAUUGAUUUUGUUACGAGCUUAUCAUCAUCAUAACACGAGCUUCGCUCAAGUUUCUAACUGUUUCGAGAAAUGUUGUUUCAGGAUUAAUUGAAGGCACACACAACGCGAAAGAAUAAUUUACGAUUUACGUAAACCAGAGUUCCUUGUCGCACGCGCGUCCGUAACAUGAGACGUUAUUACGGCAUAUAAUCUCAAGGUUGUAAAUAAUUACUCUACUUACACACAGUUAUCGUAUGGUAAGUUAAUAGAACUUGAUGCAAUAUAUAGUUCCCGUAAUUAAUUUAUCGAGAGAGUUUUAAAAAAAAGACAAACUUUACCCUCGCAAGUGUAAAUAAAGUUACAAGUUUCUUCCUCGCAAAAGUGCGGAUACCUCGUAGAUAAUUAUUGCAAUAAGAGCGUAUCUACAAUCUCUACGAUAUAUUCACAGUCUCUAUAAAAGUUUUAGUGUAGACAGGCAGAGAGGAAGGGGAAGAAGUAGGUGAUGAGCGGGCAUAAAUCAGGGAUGUUGGUCAGGUCACACGUUUAAGUUUUCUGCACGGCAUAAAAUUAUAUAGACUUGGAGAGUGUUUUUAGCCUCAGAUCUCCUGCAGAUACGGAAUUGGAGGAGUAACGUAAACAAUCAGUAGAUAGUAAAGACAAAUUAGGUGAUAGAAAGAAACGCAAUACGUUGAGAUAACUAUAGGACGGAUCCUGUCAAUAUAUUCUAUUCUAUACUUUAGCUUCCGUUUCUUUGCAGAAUUUUUUCGUCACGAACAUGAGUUUAUACCAAACAUUUGUGGUUUAUUAGGCAUAUUUACUUAAAUCUCUCGUCAUGUCGUCACAUCUUGGAACGGUUCAAUAAUCACUAUGAGCACAGAUUAACCAAGUUUGUGAAACGAUUAUAUACAUGUGUGAAAUGUCUCGAGAGAUUCGAAAACAAAUUUCUCGCCAAAUCACAAACUAACACACUUUACUGAAUAUAAUAAUGAACAUACAAACAUCUUUGUUGGCAUAAAAACAAAUUUGACUUUCUUCUCGUGCUGCGUUUUAACUUCAAAAGAAAGAAAAAAAAAAACAGAAAGCAUCUUACGUUCGCG